Molecule: messenger RNA, 1206 nt
Organism: Grammomys surdaster
Lineage: Eukaryota; Metazoa; Chordata; Mammalia; Rodentia; Muridae
Gene: Foxi3
Product: forkhead box I3
Exons: 2
Coding region: 4-1203 (399 amino acids)
Biological process (GO): cell differentiation; regulation of transcription by RNA polymerase II; anatomical structure morphogenesis
Molecular function (GO): RNA polymerase II cis-regulatory region sequence-specific DNA binding; DNA-binding transcription factor activity, RNA polymerase II-specific
Source: RefSeq, a predicted model, not a curated record
GACAUGGCCCUGUAUUGCGGCGACAACUUCGUAUACUCACAGCCCGCCGCCGCUGCCUCGCCCGGUGCGCCCUCGACCUCCAGGGCACCCUAUGGGCUGUCCGACUACGCCGCACCGCCCGCUGCAGCCGCCAACCCCUACCUGUGGCUCAACGGGCCUGGCGUGGGCGGCCCGGCCUCCGCUGCCAGCUACCUAGGGGCCCCGCCGCCCCCCGGAGCGGCGCCCGGACCCUUCCUGCAGCCGCCAGCAUCUCCGGGCACCUUCGCGGGCGCCCAGCGGGGCUUCGCGCAGCCUUCGGCGGCUGCACCGGCCUCGCCCGCCGGCUCGGCAGCCCCUGGUGAGCUGGGUUGGCUGUCGAUGGCCAGCCGCGAGGACCUGAUGAAGAUGGUGCGGCCACCCUACUCGUACUCGGCGCUCAUCGCUAUGGCCAUCCAGAGCGCGCCUGAGCGCAAGCUCACCCUCAGCCACAUCUACCAGUUUGUCGCCGAUAACUUCCCUUUCUACCAGCGCAGCAAGGCUGGCUGGCAGAACUCCAUCCGCCACAACCUAUCACUCAACGACUGCUUUAAGAAGGUGCCCCGCGACGAGGACGACCCAGGGAAAGGUAAUUACUGGACUCUGGAUCCAAACUGUGAGAAAAUGUUCGACAACGGGAACUUCCGUCGAAAGCGAAGGCGCCGUGCUGAGGCCACCAGCAACCUUACCGUGCCUUCGGGGACAUCCAAAUCAGAAGGACAGCCCUCAAGACUAAGAGUGAGUGGGAAGCUAGAAGGAGACAGCCCCUCCUCUAUGCUGAGGCCAUCUCAGUCACCAGAGCCUCCGGAGGGCACCAAGAGCACUGCCUCCUCUCCUGGAGCGUCCACCCUCACCUCCACGCCAUGCCUCAACACUUUCCUCAGCAGCUUCAACACCUUAAGUGUCAACUCCAGCAGCAUGAGCACCCAGAGAACCCUCCCAGGCAGUCGCCGCCAACUAGGAGGGACCCAGCUGCCCUCCAGCACAUUCCCUAACUCCUCGGUUCCAGACAGCUCUCCAGACUCCCUGCAGCUGAGCACUGUGGGUGGAAGCAACCAGCUGUCUUCCUACUACAGCCCUUUCUCUGGCGGCAGCAGUGGGGACCAGAGUAGCCCCUUCAGUAGCCCUUUCUACAACUUCAGCAUGGUCAACAGCCUCAUCUACCCCCGGGAUGGCUCUGAUAUAUAGACA